Messenger RNA from Camelus dromedarius (Arabian camel), 933 nucleotides. Its product is annotated as olfactory receptor 8B4. Gene Ontology annotation, biological process: G protein-coupled receptor signaling pathway; sensory perception of smell. The record is from RefSeq and is a predicted model, not a curated record. The transcript has a single exon. Lineage: Eukaryota; Metazoa; Chordata; Mammalia; Artiodactyla; Camelidae. Gene Ontology annotation, cellular component: membrane. Bases 4 to 933 code for a protein of 309 amino acids. Gene Ontology annotation, molecular function: G protein-coupled receptor activity; olfactory receptor activity; odorant binding.
AGAAUGCCUCUAAGAAACAGCUCCUCAGUGACUGAGUUUAUCCUUGUGGGAUUAUCAGAACAGUCAGAGCUCCGGCUCCCCCUCUUCCUCCUGUUCUCAGGGAUCUAUGUGUUUACUGUGGUGGGCAACUUGGGCUUGAUCACCUUAAUCAGGCUGAAUUCCAGCCUUCAUACUCCAAUGUACUUUUUCCUCUUCAACUUGUCUUUCAUAGAUCUCUGUUAUUCCUGCGUGUUUACCCCCAAAAUGCUAAAUGGUUUUGUGUCAGAAAAUAUCAUCUCUUACGUGGGAUGCAUGGCUCAAUUAUUUUUCUUCUGUUUCUUUGUGAAUUCUGAGUGCUACGUGUUGGUGUCGAUGGCCUAUGAUCGCUAUGUGGCCAUCUGCAACCCGCUGCUCUACACCGUCACCAUGUCCCCUCGGGUGUGCUCUCUGCUGACGUUUGGUUCGUAUGUGGUGGGGUUUGCUGGGGCCAUGGCCCAUGCUGGAAGCAUGCUGAGACUGACCUUCUGUGAUUCCAACAUCAUCGACCACUAUCUGUGUGAAGUCCUCCCCCUCCUGCAGCUCUCCUGCACAAGCACCCAUGUCAAUAAGCUGGUGUUUUCUGCUGUUGUUGGAGCGGUCAUCACAAUAUCCAGUAUUGGCAUCUUAAUCUCUUACGCUUUAAUUCUCUCCAAUAUCCUCCACAUUCCUUCUGCUCAUGGUAGGUCCAAAGCCUUCAGCACGUGUGGCUCCCACAUAGUUGCUGUGGCUUUGUUUUUUGGGUCAGGGGCAUUCACCUAUCUAACAACCUCUUUUCCUGGAGCUAAGGACCAGGGUAAAUUUGCCUCAGUCUUCUAUACCAACGUGGUUCCCAUGCUUAACCCUUUGAUCUACAGUUUGAGGAAUAAGGAUGUUAAACUUGCACUGGGGAAGACUCUGAACAGAGUGCUCUUUUGA